Chelmon rostratus (copperband butterflyfish) is the source of this 2193-nucleotide messenger RNA. It is a transcript of the gene pde1ca, whose product is annotated as phosphodiesterase 1C, calmodulin-dependent a. Gene Ontology annotation, biological process: signal transduction. The record is from RefSeq and is a predicted model, not a curated record. The coding region runs from base 1 to 2193 and encodes 730 amino acids. The transcript has 17 exons. Lineage: Eukaryota; Metazoa; Chordata; Actinopteri; Chaetodontiformes; Chaetodontidae. Gene Ontology annotation, molecular function: 3',5'-cyclic-nucleotide phosphodiesterase activity.
AUGACAGAACCGACAUCUAAACAACAGGGAUUUAAAAAGUGUCGGAGUGCCACUUUCAGCAUUGAUGGCUUCAGCUUUACUAUCGUUGCCAAUGAGGCGGGGGAAAGCAACCACCAUCCAAAGGCCAGCUUUGCACGCUCACAGUCCCAGAAUGCACUCUGUACCGCUGUCAGAGCCUGCACUGGCAUCACUGACCACAAAGGAAUUCUGAUUGACCCACGCAGCACAGCAGAAAUCCUGGCUGAUGAGCUGCCAGUCCCUGAUGAACCUGACGCCAUGGAGAAGACUGCAAUCAGGUUGCGAUGUCUUGUAAAGCAGCUGGAGAGGGGAGAGGCAUCUGUGGUGGACCUGAAGAAAAACCUGGAGUAUGCUGCCUCAGUCCUUGAAUCUCUAUACAUUGAGGAAACCAGACGGAUGGUGGAUCCAGAGGAUGAGCUGAGUGACAUCCAGUCAGACUCAGUACCAUCAGAGGUUCGUGACUGGCUGGCUUCUACAUUUACCCGGCAGAGGGGCCUAAUGCUCCGCCGCAACGAAGAUAAGCCACGUUUCCGCAGCAUUGUCCAUGCAGUGCAGGCUGGCAUCUUUGUAGAGAGGAUGUACAGACGAACUUCCAACAUGGCUGGUCUCAUUUAUCCCCCAAAUGUCAUCACUGUGCUCAAGCAUGCAGACAUGUGGUCCUUUGAUGUGUUUGCACUGAAUGAUGCUAGUGGAGACCAUGCUCUGAAAUUUGUCUUCUAUGAGCUGCUCACCAGAUACGACUUGAUCAACUGUUUCAAGAUCCCUAUUUCUGCUCUCAUAUCAUUUGUGGAGUCAUUGGAGGUGGGCUACAGCAAACACAAGAACCCAUACCACAACCUGAUGCAUGCUGCUGAUGUCACACAGACCAUCCAUUACCUGCUCCUCAAGACUGGCAUGGUGCACUGGCUAACUGAGUUGGAGAUCUUUGCCAUCAUUUUUGCAGCUGCCAUUCAUGACUAUGAACAUACAGGGACAACCAAUAACUUCCAUAUUCAGACCAGGUCAGAAACAGCAAUGUUGUACAAUGACCGAGCUGUUCUGGAGAACCACCAUGUCAGCGCUGCCUAUCGUCUUCUACAGGAUAAUGAUGACGCAAACAUCCUCUCUAAUCUCUCCAAAGAUGACUGGAGAGAACUACGGACUUUGGUAGUAGAGAUGGUGUUGGCCACUGACAUGUCCUGCCACUUCCAGCAGAUCAAAGCCAUGAAAAGCCACCUGCAGCAGCCUGAGACGAUUGACAAACCGAAGGCCUUAUCCCUGCUGCUGCACACUGCUGACAUCAGUCACCCUGCCAAGCAAUGGGACCUCCACCAUCGCUGGACCACAUCUCUGUUGGAGGAGUUCUUCAGACAGGGUGAUAAAGAAGCAGACAUGGGUCUACCUUUCUCCCCUCUCUGUGACCGCAAAUCCACCAUGGUGGCCCAAUCUCAGAUCGGAUUUAUUGACUUCAUCGUGGAGCCAACAUUCACUGUAUUGACAGAAAUGAUCGAGAGGAUUGUGACACCGCUCAUUGAAGAGGCUUCUCACUCUGGACUGGCUGGCUUUAGACACUCUAGUGUCAACAGUAUUUGUGGCAGUGAUGGAAAGCAUUCCAGUGUGAAGAGUACAGUCUCGGACAGCAGCUGCUGUUUGACCACAGUGGACUUCAAGAGCUUCAAGGUCACAUGGAACCAAGAGAUUUGUCACAACAAGGAGACAUGGAGGGCCCAAGCAGCAAAAGACCUGGAGGAAAAUGGCAAGAAGGAAGGAGAGGAGGGUGGCCAGGAAAACAAUAAGUCACAGCUGGAAAAAGAGUCCAAGAGAACUGAUGACACACCCAACACAGGAGAGAAAGAGAGGAAAACAGACAUGGAGGGACAGGAAGAGGUGGAGAACAGCAGGCAGCACGAGAAGCGCAAUCUUAAAGAAGAAGAAGGAGGGGCUGCAGGCUCCCUGCUGGGAUCAGGUCCAAAUCACACCGAAAAGAAGAAGUCUGAUGGCCACACAGGGACUCAGCAGUGGCAUUGUAAGAAUGACCCUCAGUCUGACCGCCCUCCUAUCCAGUACUACAAGAGACCCAGCUACUGUGCCAGGUCCUACCAGCUGGUCAGGUCAAAGGUCACUGAGAUGCGACCCAUUGAUGCCAGGGGAAAAGCCAGGAGACUGCAGCGCAUCUCCCUGCGUCGACGAAAGUGA